UGUGUGAUGAUGUCUGACCUAGUUCUUUAUAGAGCAGAGACCUGAACACUUUCUCCAGUCUGCAGGUAUCUGCGAACAUGAAGAAGCGGUCGCUGAAUUUCACCCUCUUCCUGCUGCUGAUUGGUCCCGUGUCCUCUGCGCCCCUCAACCAGGCUAAUGUCGUCAGCUGCAUAGAUACCUGUCACCCUCACGACUGCUCGGAUAUGGCUGCCCAGGGUCUGACCUCGGAUGGUGUGUACCUGAUAUAUCCUGGUGGUGCGAACGCUCCUCCGGUACCUGUUUAUUGUGACAUGAGCAGCGCUGGAGGACCCUGGACGGUGUUUCAGAAGAGGUUUGAUGGUAGUGUGGACUUCUACCGUGGCUGGAAAGAAUACAAGAACGGGUUUGGGAAGGCAAACGGAGAAUACUGGCUGGGUUUGCAGAACAUUUACCUACUCACCCAGAAGAGGUCGUAUCAUCUUCGUGUUGACCUAGGAGAUUUUGAGAAUGAUGCUAGAUACGGGACCUAUGAUACCUUCUCUCUCUCACAGUUCGCCAUUGAUCCAGAGGAGGACGGGUACAAGCUGCACAUUGGAACAUUUAAAGACGGUGACCCCAACAAACCAAUUGGAGAUUCACUGAGAACUCAGAAUGAGAUGAAUUUUUCCACCCGUGACAAUGACAGAGACACAUAUUCAGGUAACUGUGCCAUCAGUUUUCAAGGAGCCUCUUGGUACAAGGACUGUCACAGCGCCAACCUAAAUGGACUAUAUCUAAAGGGAAAAACCAGCCAGUAUGCAAAAGGCAUGACUUGGUCAGGAUGGAAAGGACAAUACUACUCCCUGAAAGCAUCUGAGAUGAAGAUCGCCGUAAAUGUCUAAGUUAUUGAUGUCUCAUUGGGUUUCUGUGGAGAAGGACAAUCACCUUGAGGCCAAGGACCCUCAACAUCCACCACUAGUGCCAUCAUGAGCAUCAACAAGGCUUCAAUCAGAUGCAAUUUCCAGCUCUUGGACAAUCACAUCUGUGAAUGAUGUAUUAUUGUAUUCAUUUUAAACAGAGUAUUGUGAUUAUAUAGUCAAAAGAGUCUUGAGAUGAUGGGGCGGGAGGAAGGGGGGGGGGGGAAGAGUCUCCUUACUGGAAAUUCCAGGAUUUUCUUCGUAAAACAAAGACUUUGUCUGAAACUUAAAACCACAAAAGAGGAACCUUGGGGAAAACAAUAAGUAAAAUACACUGGGGCAGAGUUACUAAUUCUGUCUAAUAGUUUGACAGUUUAAAAAAGCACUAAAUCCAUCACAGGGGCUCAGGCUGGGUGGAGUUGGUGUGCCACCUACUGGUCAGCUUACUUUCCACAGGAAUUUUGCAGCAAAAGUUUGGCACAUUUUUGGUGCGCAGCAGAGCAUCCUAACACCAUUUCAUGGUAAACCACUCCCCCUUUCCACUAAGCCACGCAAAAUAAAUGUGAAGCAAAGCAUGACCGGCAGAAGCCAGUAUUCUGGUGUUUUUAGCUUAGUACCUCUCCCCCUCUGUAUCCGGUGAUAAACCUAACAAAUGUGGAUUCGUUCUAAACUGACAUUUUUCUUUAAAGAAGCCUUGCAUGGAUGGCUCAGUGGUUAGCACUGGUGGGCAGCAGGGUGGCUUAAAGGGUAGUGGUAGCUCAGUGGUUAGCACGGUGCCUCAAAGGGUAGUGGUAGCUCAGUGGUUAGCACUGGUGAUUUGCAGCUCUGGGAUUCUAGGUUUGAAUCUGACCAAAGACAACAUCUGCAUGGACUGUGUAUGUUCUCUCCAUGUUUGUGUGGGUUUCCUCCAGGUUCUCCGGUUUUCUCCUACACUCCACAGACAUCCAGAACUUAGAUUGUGAGCCGCACUGGGGACAGCAAGUGAUGAUCACGUCUGUACAGCGCUGCGGAAUAUGUCAGCGCUAUAUAAGCGAGGAAAUAAAAUAAAUAAAUUGAUGUUAAUGAUGAAUAAAC
This is a messenger RNA of Bufo bufo (common toad), 1949 nucleotides long. Its product is annotated as microfibril-associated glycoprotein 4-like. The record is from RefSeq and is a predicted model, not a curated record. Gene Ontology annotation, biological process: elastic fiber assembly. The transcript has 6 exons. Lineage: Eukaryota; Metazoa; Chordata; Amphibia; Anura; Bufonidae. The coding region runs from base 78 to 860 and encodes 260 amino acids.